GGUGCGCCGCUGAGCCCGCCGACAUUCGAGUUGAGACUUCGGAGCAGUGAAGAUGGCUACGCACAGACGUCCCUUUAGCCCUGGUCUAUGGGAGACCUCGUCCAGAGCUCCAGAUAUAUUUUCGGAUGAUUAUAGGCUUGACAGGAAGGCCUUCCCCUUUCCGUCAAAGAAACCUUAUAUGGAAUAUUAUGAGCCUUUGCAACGUCGACAAGAUACGUUUCGAACUUGGGAGUUUGAGCAUAAAGUGAGUGCGGAGCAGCUGUCUGACGCUGGAUUUUUUCGUAGCACCCAAGCUUUGGACUUGACCCUUUGCUUUCAUUGCGGGGGCGGUUUGAAGGAAUGGAGUAAGGGCGAUGAUCCUUGGUUUGAACACGCUUUACAUUUUCCGAAGUGUGCUUAUGUGAAGAUGAGGAAAGGCGCUGAUUUUAUCCGUUGCGUAAAGGGGGAGAGACCGGCUACAAUGACUUUGGAGGAGAUUCGUACUUUGGCUUUGAAGGAUAUUGAUGAGCGAGAGAAUGGCGAUGUGGAUUCAGGACAUGCGAGUGAGGAAGAGACUGACGACGUGAUGAAGUGUAAAGUGUGUUUCCAAGACAAUCUCGGCGCCGUGUUUUUACCAUGUAGACAUCUUGCUUCGUGUUCGAAAUGUGCCUCAGUAGUUAAGCAUUGUUUUAUUUGUCGUAGAGACAUAAUGUCAGUCAUACAUGUGUUUAUUCCUUGAGAGGGUUGUAUAAAAAAGUGUGGAUUCAAAAGUGCCGUGAGCGAGGUCGCACUGGAACGGCGUAAAAAUAAAAUCAUAGGCAUAUUCUGUUUGUAUCACACAUAGCGACUUGGGAGCGUCGUGGGAUUACCUAUAGAAUGUGUCUGUGUGUUUUAUUUUUCGUUGUUUCAGAGCGGGCCGCGACAGGUUCUUUUGAAUGGGGAAUUUUAAGAUAUUGUUUCUUGUCGUAAAAAUAAAAAUCAGAAUUUUUUAUAGAACAUUAUUUUUAUUUCUUUCCACGUUUACAACAUUUUUGCUUGUUGACUUUUACAUGCACAUCGUCACAUAGCUUAACAUUUUUAGAGUAGUAACGUAGAAACAUUUUAUC
Messenger RNA from Frankliniella occidentalis (western flower thrips), 1085 nucleotides. Its product is annotated as E3 ubiquitin-protein ligase XIAP-like. The record is from RefSeq and is a predicted model, not a curated record. Gene Ontology annotation, molecular function: cysteine-type endopeptidase inhibitor activity involved in apoptotic process; ubiquitin protein ligase activity. Gene Ontology annotation, biological process: negative regulation of apoptotic process; positive regulation of protein ubiquitination; regulation of cell cycle. Gene Ontology annotation, cellular component: cytoplasm; nucleus. NCBI's taxonomy places the organism in Eukaryota, Metazoa, Arthropoda, Insecta, Thysanoptera, Thripidae. The coding region runs from base 53 to 718 and encodes 221 amino acids. The transcript is spliced from 2 exons.